This is a messenger RNA of Anguilla anguilla (European eel), 2857 nucleotides long. RefSeq names its product mRNA decay activator protein ZFP36L1. Bases 100 to 1290 code for a protein of 396 amino acids. Lineage: Eukaryota; Metazoa; Chordata; Actinopteri; Anguilliformes; Anguillidae. Gene Ontology annotation, molecular function: mRNA binding; metal ion binding. The record is from RefSeq and is a predicted model, not a curated record. The transcript is spliced from 2 exons.
AGCAUCUGGAUUCUAAACUUUGAAAGUGGUCGGUUGGGGUGGUCAGGCAAUCACAUUUCCACACAUACUGUUGGGAUAAUUUACUGAACUAUCGGCACAAUGCCAUCCGACUUCCUAACACCCUUCCUGGAGCUGGAUGACGAAUUUUGCAAGAAUUUUCGAGGCCUGGACAUGACAGCUGGCGCAGGACCCGCCACCCCGAAACAACGCGCUGUGGGAUUUCAGCGCCGACACUCCAUGUGCCCAGUCACCCUCCCCAACUCCAAGUUCAACAGCUGCGGCAGCACCGACCCCGCCAGUGAGCUGGUCUGCUGGCCUAUACAGCAGGGAAACCAAAACUGGACCCGCGGACAGCAACAAUUGCCCAGGUCGUCUAUCAACCAGAUACCAUUUCGAGUGGAUCGUUCGGUCAGCAUGAUUGAGAGUCAUGUGAGCAGCUUCGGAACCGGCGAGCAGGUGCUGCCUACGCCGCCACUUAUGCCGCCGCCCGGGUUGAGUAUCAGCACGAGCUCUCUGUCGUCUCCAAAGUCUCCAGCCUCCACUCCUCCUAUCUCUACGCGCUACAAGACUGAGUUAUGUCGCACUUAUGAGGAGAGCGGUACAUGUAAAUACGGAGCAAAGUGUCAGUUCGCUCAUGGCAUGGAGGAGCUUCGAGGUCUUAGUAGACACCCCAAGUACAAAACCGAGCCCUGUCGCACGUUCCACACCAUCGGUUUUUGUCCCUAUGGCGCGCGCUGUCACUUCAUCCACAACGCAGACGAGCAGCAUGGUCCGGCUGGCGACUUGCCAUCGCAACGUCAACAGAUGCGAGAACGCCCCCAGUUGUUGCGUCAGAGCAUUAGCUUCGCUGGUUUCUCGUCUCAAGUGCACACCGGGUUCCAGGCGGUCCCGGAGACCCUGACCUUUUCCAGGGCGUCUUCGGUAUCCCCUCCUCCUUCCACCGGCAGCCCAGACCUCCUUUCCCCAAUAUUCCCAGAGCCAGGCGCUCUGAAGCACAACUAUCCGUUCUCCACCGACCUCGGCAAUGACCAGCCACCAAACCCGCGCUUUUACGCGAUCAAUGACUCCAAAAGCUACAGCGGCUGUGCGCAUAAGAGCGCAGCCCCGAAUCGCCACCGCAACGCGUUCACCUUCACCGGGCUGACAGUGCUGCAAAGAAGUGCGUCCGCGGACUCUCUCUCCGACCAAGAAGGCUACACCAGCUCCAGUAGCCUCAGUGGUUGCGAUUCUCCGAGUUUCGAAGGCAGACGACUUCCCAUUUUCAGCCGCCUGUCUGUCUCAGACGACUAAAUCUAUGUGCAUAUUGCAUUUUCCUCGAAGCAGUUCGGGCGGUGCUUUGUUUAGUGAAUAACUAGCUAAACUUUGAAAUCUGACAAUGUAUACUGUUGUAUACCCCUUUUAGCUAUUCAUGGGUACUUGGCGUAGCUUUAUACUAUAUUAUUGUUUCCUGGAAAAAAUGAGAGUUCUGUUCAAGAAUUUUCUGUACCCAUUUUAUAGGUUUGAAAAAAGUGUUAAUAAUAAAAGAGGACGUGUAUUGGGGCUAACCACGAAAGUCGAAGUGUAACAUUGCCGGCAUUUACAGUGGUAUUGCUCGUGACAUAAAAUAAACAUCAUCGAAAAGGAAUAGGCUUACAGUGGUUUACUCCAAGGCACAUGUCUUCUUACUUUUGUAUUUUUUUAUUUCAUUUUUUACCAAAGCUGAGAAGAAAGUAUGUGAAGUCUCGUAGGCAGAGUUCAUAUUAAUCUUAUGUUUAUUCCAAAAUGUACUGUAAGUAAAUCGUAGCCUUUAGUGAAGGCGUCUAAUGGACAGUAUUAUCAAAUAGUCUAACCAUAGGGCUUUUGUGGUUUAUUUAUAUUUUUAUGUCCCACGGAAAGAGUUUCUUUUUCAAGACUGUGUAAUUUCUCUAAUAUGCUGAAAAAAUGCUUUACCCAGUUAAUUUUAAAGUGCUUUGUCUGAGCUAUUUUGUAGCUUUAAGAAGAAGUAAAAUAGACUUUCUUGAAUGUAGAAUGUCAUCUCAGGAUUUUAACUAGUAUGAUCCUUUUAGCAAAUGGGUGGUUGUGUUUAUGUUCUACCUUGUUAAAUGAAACGACACACCCAUUGCUCUCAGUCUCCAUUUACCAAUCUAACAUUACCCAUGAUAGGUUGUCCAUUUGUAAUAACGCUUGUAGUCAUAAUGCAAUGUUUGUCCUGAAACCAACAGUGUAAAAGUUUCUGAUGUGAUCUUAAAUUUAAUACAUUAUCUGGCAGUUAUUGCCAUCCAGAUCUAAUGAACAUGGGUCUUAGAAAUUGUGGUCUAUGCUAACUUGACAAAGGGACAGUUAUGUCAACAUAUGAGUAUCAGUGUUCCUGAGAUUUAAAAGUCUCUAGUCUUUUUUUUAAAUGUCCAGAGGAAAUGACUGAGGUGACGUGUGGCGAAUAACUUCUUUAAAUUUCCAGAAUGGUUGUUUUUAAAAAAAUAUAAAAUGAAUACUUAAGCAUCUGAACUGUUGGGGGAUGUAGUGUUUGGUUUGGGGGGAGGGGGUCAUAAAUCAUUGUUUUCCAUGUACAUAGUUUUAUUUUUAAGUUGUUUUGACUAGUGAGCCUAGAGCUUAUUUUGUAGUGCAACUGUGAUCAUUUACUUUUGCCUUAACUGUGUGACUGAAAAGACAAGCUUUUGCAUUUGUUAACUUAAAAUCUAUUUAUUUCAUGUUCUUGUUAUUAAAGCAAAACUAUAUUUUGUGUUGGUUUAUAUUAUUUGUUUUUUUUAUAUAUAAUUUAAGUGUAUUGUUUACAUUCCGCAGGAGGGACAUCCCUCUUUUUAUCUUAAUAUAUUUUUUACACCUUUGUUUUGAAAUAAACCUGUCAUUCAAAAAACAA